Molecule: messenger RNA, 225 nt
Organism: Macrosiphum euphorbiae (potato aphid)
Lineage: Eukaryota; Metazoa; Arthropoda; Insecta; Hemiptera; Aphididae
Source: the annotation of a GenBank genome assembly
AUGAUUUUUGAGAGAUUAACAACAUUUUCAAGACCACGUUUUGUCAAGUUAAUCAUACGCACAAUGUCUUCUUCAGCAUUAGAGAAAAUUCCAGACGUAGAUAUUGAUGACAAAGGCCGUUAUAAAUACAUUUUGAUUAAGGUUACAGAUCAAAAUGAUUCUUCUAACAUAUCAAAAUUUGUUGUACGGGGUGGUCAAAGAUUUGACUUUCAUGGUAAGCACUAA